Molecule: messenger RNA, 1730 nt
Organism: Cuscuta europaea
Lineage: Eukaryota; Viridiplantae; Streptophyta; Magnoliopsida; Solanales; Convolvulaceae
Source: the annotation of a GenBank genome assembly
UUAUCUUCCAACCCCACUCUCUGUUGGGAGGAAAUACAGAAGAAUAUCCAGCACUGCAGCCCCACCACCUUUCCAAACCUCAUGGAUGGGUGUUGUGAUAUCUGCGGUGAUGUUGGGAUUGCAGAGACAAUCAUUGCAUGUGCUAAGUGUAAAGUUAACCAAGAACAUAUCUAUUGCAUGCGAGAGUACUGUGAGGGUCCCACAAAGGAUUGGCAGUGUGAGGAAUGCACUCAAAGAAAUGAGAAGCAAUUAUCAUGUGGGAAAAGCCGGAACGCUUCUCAGGUAUCACCAAAGACGAUAACCAAGAAUUUGCAGAGGGGUUCCCCGAGAAAAUUGAACCAGGGCCGUGGUCGUGUUAACUGGGAAAAUAAAGUUUUGAAAGGCAGAACAAAAUAUCUGUCCGUUCAAGAAGUACUCACCCUACCUAGACAGCAAAAUAAUUCUUCCAAUUUGAAGAAAACUGGCUACUCAACUCCACUGUCACCUAAGAAACACCCAUCAGCCCCACGAUCUCGUAAAAAACACUCAUCAUCCCGUUUGUCACCUAAGAAACACUCAUCAUCCCUAUUGUCACCAAAGAAACACUCAUCAACCCCAUUGUCACCCAAGAAAAAUAUAUCAACCCCACUUUCAUCUAAGAAGCACACAUCAACCCCAAUGUCAAGGACAGCUGUCAACCACGACGGCUCAUUUAUUCCUAAUUUUCAGCAUCCCAAGAAGCCCUGUGAGGUGGUAAAAGGUCCAGAUGUCAAGAAUUUCUCAAAUGAUCCAGUACUUUAUCCAUCUUGGAAGGGAAGCCUCACAGUCUGUGACACUCUAAACUUUCACGGGUUACAAGCUCAUCAUUCCUCAAAAGCGUGUAAAAAGCUCAUGGACUUCACCAAGCUGCUGCCUGAGGUUCUUGACUUCAAAUUGGUUCCAAGAGGUGAUGUGUGGCUCAAGCUAUUCAGUGACUAUUGCCCUACAAGAGAUGACAUAGGGCUCUUUUUCUUGCCUGGUGACAUGAAAAGGUCCAAGGAGUAUGCGACCCUUCUGAAGUUGAUAGGAGAGCAUGAUUUGGUGAUGAGAAAGCAGAUUGAAAACAUGGAAAUGCUGGUGUUUGCAUCCACAGUUCUGCAAGAGGACUGUCAGAAAGUGAGAGGGAAACACUUCCUGUGGGGAUUAUUUCGCCGUGCGGGUAAAAAAGAGAAAGCUGCCAAUAUGCAACGCGUAGUCUCAGAUAUCAACAGAACAGGUGGGGAAAAUGGGGGAGAAGUAGACGACAAUGAGGAGGCCGACAUGGAGAUUGACAUGGUAGGCGGGAAAAGUGUGGGAAAUGUGGAUGUUGUCAUGUGUAAAAGUUCCAGUGACAUUCAAGUGCAAUUUGAUCACUCUAGCAUUAACAGAGAACAGUUUCAAGAAAUUCCUCCUGGUUUCGAAAAACUAUGGAUGACAUCUUCAGGUUCCAAUACCUCAUUGAAUGUCAAAACAGAACCGUUUGAUGAUUUCCCUCCUGGCUUCAAACCACUGUGGACAUCUGGAAAGCCAUGAAAAUAGGGUGUUGGUAAAUAUAUAGAGUAACUCGUUCCACAGGUGCUGUAAAUUUUCUGAGGCUACCAGGUGGAUCCUAAUGUGUUUUUUUCUGAUGUGAUUUUACUUUUUAAAACGAAAAUGUAGCCUUGAUGGAUAUACUUGAGUUUGAUUUUUGUCAAUGUUUUUUUUGUUAUUUAAGUUCAAGUAAUUAGUUGUCA